Messenger RNA from Penicillium atrosanguineum, 1887 nucleotides. RefSeq lists its product as uncharacterized. Lineage: Eukaryota; Fungi; Ascomycota; Eurotiomycetes; Eurotiales; Aspergillaceae. The transcript is spliced from 2 exons. The record is from RefSeq and is a predicted model, not a curated record. The coding region runs from base 1 to 1887 and encodes 628 amino acids.
AUGGACAUCACACCUGCUGCUGGUAGAGUCGAGUCCGAGAAACAGCCGGCCUGUUCAACGGUCGUGGAUAUACAACCAGCGUCAUACCCAAGCCAUCCAAUCACCCAGCUCCAGGGUCCAUUCGAGGAGUCGAUUUUGGAAGCAAACAAGAGCCCCGCAGAGUUGUCGGCCGUCGAAAUCGAUGCGCAGACACGUCGGCGUGAUCUGCUGGAAAACGACGAAUAUGAGCGACUGUGUGGACGGAAAUGGCGGCAGAGAGCCGAAGAAAGAUACCAUCCUUUUUGGAAGCUGGUCUCCCAGAUGGUAUUUGGUGUCCAUCUCCUGGCCAAGCGGCUCGCAAAAUCCGAUCUCGACGUGAUGAAGAUUCUUCAGGGCCAUGUUGACGAGCUGGAUGGCUUCCUGCAAAGAACUACAGAGGACUUUAUGAUCAUUCACUUGGAUGUGCGCACUAGGAUACAAUAUCUGAGUCUACCCCUGGCCAAUCUCGAUGUGUUCGAUGAAAUGUUGCAGGACCGGAGUUUUCGAUUAUCCCUCGUGUCCUACAAUGAUCAAAUCGAACAUGCCGUCGAUAGAUUUACACUGGCUAUUACGGAUUCGCUAAAAGAUCUUCAGAAGGGCAAGGAGGCAAUGGCAGCCUUGUGGUAUUACAUGCGCCAACAGGCAAAUGAAGGCUGUUUUGAAUCGGGUCAUCUCAACCCUUUCAACCAGACCAUGACGGAAAACAUUGAGGGUUGGAUCAAGGCUAUAUCCAAGCUUCGUCGACGCGGGGCGGCACUUUCCAAGGCGCUUGGCAAAUUGGCCUUCGCAGUCACCGAGAUGCAACGGCGCGUGGGGGUGGCCAGCCGGAAGGAUGUGCAAUCCAUGAUCAAGACGAGCAACGGCGGCCCGACUCAAACCGAAUCGGUUGCACAAAGGCUUUCUGUGAAGAGUUUGGGCACUCCAGGUUCGCGUACAGUGCAUGACAAGCCCUUACCACUCGAUCCUUUCUUGCAACACAAAGCCCCUCGACCGGCCUCUCGACCGGCCUCUCGGGCAGCCAAAACGCCAACAGCAAAACACGACAGAGAUCCCAACGAUGCUAAGACCACCAAGAGAGAAAGUGUUUUCCCCAAAGUCGUUAACCGAGCGAAGUCAUGUAGCGCCCUGGUAGCAGGAGGUGAUUCUAUAGACUCUGGCGCCACGACACCUCCUCGAACGCCGGGAAGACUUACGAGACGACUCUCCAAGCCCUUCCUUCCCAAACGAUCGGCCAGUGAGAAGACGGAGAUCCCUCAAAACCGUCCAUCCACAGCACCAGAUCGGACACUCAAGUCCCGCAGUGCCUCUAUAGAACAGUUGAAGGCUAUAUGGGCAAAUGGUCGCCCUCAGACGCAGCAAACAAUGACAAAAUCACUUCCUCGUUCUCGACAACAGGCUACGCACCCUCCAAAUGGCGCUGAAACCAUGAAGGAUCAAAUCUCCCAGUUCCUGAAGACAGACCGUGUGGUUGAAGCCUGGGAAAACAUUACCGCCAAGGCAGACUGCUGUGGCCGAACACUCAUCAAGACUAAAGAGUGGCCCAGCAGUAUCUUCCGGGCCAAAUCAUCUGAGGACUUGCGAGCCCAGCCCAGCAAAUCGGGUCUUUCCGCUGCCGAAUUAGAGAAACAGUUGUCCUGGGUGCAGGAACCGGAGUUUUUGAAUACAUACUCGUUCAAACAACGGCCCGAAACUUCGCCUCGAAUCCAUGUCCUUUCUGUACAAUUGGCCCUGGAUGAAGAAUUGACUGUUGCUCAGGAGGGUGACGAGGCUUCCGAUAUGAGCGCCGAGACCGGUUCAAUAAUUACAGCACUACCAGCUUUACCACCGCCGACACCAGCAUCAAUUCCAUUGGUCAGUUGCAUAUCAUAA